AUGGGAGUGAAAGUUAUCAUAUUUUCUCUACUAGCCGUCGUGAUUUGUAGUGCUUUUCCUUUUGAACGGGAAUUAACCCCAAAUGCUCAUGCGAUCCCUGAAUAUGUACUUAACCCGAAUCUGUGGUGGGAAACUAGUUACCUUUACCCAAAUGCGUAUAGUAACUUUAAUAUACCCAGGUCUUACAACUAUACAUACCAAACACCCUAUUUUACCAUUAUAUUGAUGGGUGAUGCAGUUCCAGGCACAAAAUUAUCUAACCAAUUAAUUAACCAUAUGUAUAAAAAUGAAUUUCUGUAA
Parnassius apollo (apollo) is the source of this 300-nucleotide messenger RNA. NCBI's taxonomy places the organism in Eukaryota, Metazoa, Arthropoda, Insecta, Lepidoptera, Papilionidae. The record is from the annotation of a GenBank genome assembly.